AUGUCUGAAGCAGAGUGUACUGGAAUUAGCACAUUUGUUCAGAACAUUGAAAAGAAGAAAUACGACCCAAGAGAAGUGUUUGCGUAUUCUACGGCACAUUCAGGCAAUUUUGACGACUGCUGGCUGGUAUUGGACACAUUUCUGAAGACGGUGCCUGAGAGCAACGAGUUGCUUCGGGAUGAAAUACUCGCGUACCAAAUAGCACUGUACAUCAACAACAAGAGGGAUCCAACCGAUCUGCUUGCAAACAUCAAGAACGGUCAUUUGCCAAAGAUUCUGGUUGUAAAGGGAUUCUACUGCUACAACAAGGGCAUUUAUGAACAGGCCUACAAAUUAUUUCAGGAAGCAAAAUACAGGAAGGGAAUGGAGAUGUGCUACGUCUACACGAACAAGAAGAAGGUGAUUGAGGGCAAGAAUGAGCUGUUUAAGGUCUUUGUAGACCCGGCAAGAUGGGGAGGACUGACAAUUGAUGAAAUCAGGAAUUCAGACAGUUUGAAGUAUAUUGCAGGAGACAAUAACAUUUUAUAUAGGAUGAAAUUGAGUAGCAAGUAUGAUGAUGCUAAGAACGUGAAUGUGUUACUGAACAACAUCAAGGUGGAUUUGGACUAUGUAGAGAAGCUCAAGGAUACGAGAGACAAGCUGAAGUAUACGGCAGAAGUGGACUACUUGAUUGGGAUGAUCUACCACAAAAUGGGCACAAUUGAUAAGGCAAUUGAGUACUACGAGGAUUCGAUAAAGUGUGAUGCAUCAUACAUGCCAGCAGUGUACAAUUUGUGUAGAAUCAAGCACAGAAUAGCAGCAGAGACACUCGGAUACGUGGAAGUAGAGGAUUUCAAUGCCAUCACGAAGUAUCAUGAUGGUGCCAAGGAUAUUGAUCUGAGCAAGUGUUCUGAUCGAAUUAGGAGGAUUCUGUCUAUGAACAUGAGCAAGAAGACUAUGAUGAGCGAUUUAGAGCGAAAUAGUGAUGAAUUGAAGCUGAAUGAAGCAAUUGUAUUGAAUAAUCUGGGUGUAUUCAACAAUAACCCAAAUAAAAUAAGAGAGGCUAUUGAAAUUGAGAAGAAUGAAAGCAGAAGGAGACACUUCACCUACAAUUUAGGGUUGUUGACAGGUGAUUCAUCAAAGAUGAGGGAAUCAGGGCUACCUGAGGGAGAAAUAAAUGCAGAAUACGCUGAAUUCAAGAAGACAGGAAAAGAAAUGACGGAUUCAAUUUACAGAAGUUACCUCAAUGAAACUGAAAUUGAAUUUGAUGGAGAUCAGGAGACAGAGGAAUUCCAGAAUGGGAUCAAUGGAUAUUUCAUAUACAAGAAACUGGUAAAAUCAAUUGAUCAGAAUAGUGAGAUAGCAGCAACACCAGAACAAUUCAGACUGCUGAACAAUCUGUAUGAUUUAGCUGCUAAAACAUCCUCAUUCUACGUCCUGAAUAUGCUGGCAGUUGUCUACGUGAAAUUGGGCUAUUUUGAUAAGGCUGAUCUCAUUUUCAGGCAACUUGAAAAUGAUCUGAAAACUGGGAAGUUUGAUCAGUUCAAGGAUGCCUUAUUCACAAACAUGGGAAAUAUGCACGUGAUGAAUGGUGACUACAAUAGAGCAGCACAGUAUUACACGAAGAAGAGUGCUAUUGAUGAGAGUGAGUUGGAUGAAAUAGCUGAUAAAAUAACUGAUAUCAAAAUAGUUGAGAAAGUGAUUGGAAAGAGCAGUGGAUUUGAUAAGUUGAGUAAACAGGUGAAAGUUACCAAAACAAGGAUGCUACUGGAACAGGACGUAGAGAAGGCUGAGGAGUAUGCUAAGAAAGAGGAUAUUCAGUCAUUGGUUCAGAAUGACAUCAACAGGCAGAAGGAGAAGGAGAAGACGAAACAGCUGCAAAUUCGCCAACUUCGUGAACAAAGAAAGAGGUUCAAGGGAGAAUAA
Molecule: messenger RNA, 1905 nt
Organism: Enterospora canceri
Lineage: Eukaryota; Fungi; Microsporidia; Enterocytozoonidae
Source: the annotation of a GenBank genome assembly